AUGUCAACGAAUGUCGUCAUCCUCCGGCUACUCUUUCUCGUGCCAUUGCUGGCAUCGGCCCAUCAGAAGUAAGUUCUCCUCCUCCGGCCUCCCCUCUUUUUGCUUUUUUGAUUGGAGAACCAGUCUCCCUCUCUCUGAUGACUUAUUGUUCGGAAGAGAAAGAGAUAUUAUAAUAAUUGCAUGACAUAGCCGCUAAAUCGGCGCAUCUUAUCUAUGAUCGCGCCAGAAAAAAAAUGAGAAAGUGUCGGAGAAGAUGAGUGGACAAUGGCUAUCUGGACUUUGAGUUUUGGUAGAAGAACAAUCACUGCUACCGUAGUUUUACUAGUUUUAUCGAGACAUUUAGCAACAAAGUUACUAUUUUCUAAGAUUAGACUAGACCAAGCUCAUAUGUUACUGUACCUCCUCGUUUUCUAAAAUAACUUAUAUUAUCGGAAGUUACGCUAAAAAUGAAAUCAGAGAGCUCUAGCAAAAGUCGUUUUUCAACUGUAUCCGUUCUCAGAAAGUUCACCGUCUGGCGUGUGCAACCAACCACUCAGGACCAAGUCGACAUUUUGCACAAUUUAUAUUUGAACGAUGUGAAGGUACGUUCCUCCGAUCCUCUGGGCAUUCAAUUCAUAAUCAGCCCGUUUCUCUGAUCACUUUCUCGUUUUUGUCGUGUUACAUUGUUAUACAAACGGCCUCCACUGGUGUCAACCUGUUCUAGGUCCUCUGAAAGUGUAAGCAAAAAGAAAAGAAAAGCUGGUGACAUGUUCAUGAUCACUGUCACUUUGAAUUACAAUCAUCAGAAUGUUGCCAAAGUGGAAACGAAUCGGAACAAUCUGAUGCGUCUGGGAAAUGAGAAAAAUAGAUACCCGAUCUGACUGCUCUACUGUUACAGCUCGACUUCUGGAAGUCCCCUUCGGAGGCCGGCAAGGAGGUGCACGUGAUGAUAUCAGACGAGAAGACUCAUCAGUUCCUGGAGCAGCUCGAUGAUCACUCGAUUGCACAUUCUGUCAUGAUCGACGACGUCCAGAAGUGAGUGUUAACGAUGGCAUUCGCAAAGAAACAAAAACGAAAAACCUGUCGAAUCGCCCUUUUGUCACACAAAUCACCGUGAUGAUGAAGGGACUUGAUUUCCAAAUUACACUCUCUUUGCGAUGCCUCUAAUAUGCAUGCUGCUGCUACUGAACGGGCGGGCGGAUCAUCCAUUGUUGGCUCGUCACGGACGACCGAACGGACGGGAACCGACUGACUGACCCACACUUUAUUGCAGAGUGAUUGUCGAGCAGAAAGAGAAGAGGGACAAGUUGCGCAAACAGGUGCGAUUACACGACUGGAGGGAGCAAAAGGUAGGAGGAAAGAUCAUUGCGAAGCAUUUCAAUCUGAUGUGGACAGGUUCAAUUCAAUCUUGCUCAAUAUCAUUCGUUCGCCGACGUCAUCAACUACCUCAACUCUCUCGCGAUCACCUAUCCCGAAUUGGUAUCCGUUCAACCAAUCGGAACAUCCCACGAAGGAAGACAGAUUCCCCUCAUCAAGGUUCCAUCAUCUAUUUCUUCUCCACAAAUUCACAUUCUUCGUUCUCCAGAUCACCAACAAACGGAACGGAGGCGUGAAGAGAGGCAUUUGGGUGGACGGAGGAAUCCACGCACGCGAAUGGGUUUCCCCUUCCACAGUCCUUUAUUUCAUCCAUCAGCUGGUUACCCAAUAUGACAAAGACGCGCAAAUAAAACAGUAUGUCGAUCAGCUCGAAUGGUACAUUGUGCCGUUGCUCAACCCGGACGGAUACGAAUACAGCCGCAGCAGCAAUGAUCCGGAAAUCCGGCUGUGGCGUAAGAAUAGGUCACCUCCCAAGUGCAUACAACAGGCGACAGGUACGUUCGGACGACAACGGGGAAGGUCCGCAAUAGGCCUGUUGCAGGACUCUUUCAACCACCGACGACCACGUGCUGUCAGGGUGUCGACCUCAACAGAAACUUCGAUUGGUUCUUCGGGCAGGUCGGAUCGUCGACAGACCCGUGCUCAGAGAUCUAUCAAGGAGCUUACGCUUUCUCCGAGCCAGAGACAGCCGCUGUCAGGGACUUUGUGCAACGGCACCGAAUCUCGACGUUCCUCACAUUCCACUCGUACUCUCAGAUUCUAAUGUAUCCAUUCGGACAUCAAGUGAGAACCUAUUCAAACGAUUUGAAUGACCUGGUAAGAUCAGCGUCAACACAAACGUCUACAAGAAUGAAAUGAAUUGCAGAGAUCGACCGCAUUGACAGCCGCACAGGCAUUGAACAGCGUCUACAAUACACAGUACAAAGUGGGAACCGGAGCAGACACCUUAUGUGAGUUUGGAAAGUUCGAACAGAGAGACAAACUGCUUUCUAGAUCCGGCAUCCGGAGGAUCGGAGGAUUGGGCGAAAGGAAAGGCUCAUGUCAAGUACUCGUUCCUUUUCGAGUUGAGACCAGAGGAGCAAGUCUGGGAUGGAUUCCUUUUGGCUGAAAAUCAAGUAAGUGUUGCAUCCGACUAGAGAUGCGCAUUAGUGAAGUCUAGAAAUUUAUUCUCCAUUUCCAGAUCAUUCCAACUGCUCGCGAAACCUGGGAAGCAGUGAAAGUGAUUGCAGCAAAGACCAUCGAGUUACCCUCAAACACUCACAGAGCACCACCCAAGAGGUAUUUCCGUUUAUUCUUCUCUUUUUUUCCAUUUCUUCUCUUCAGAUGCAUUGACCACGAUUCGCUGUGUCCCUCGUGGGCUCAAGGCGGAGCAUGUGAGAAUUGGCCGGAGAUGCGCCUCCGAUGCCCUCGUUCGUGCCAAGUGUGCGCGUGA
Messenger RNA from Caenorhabditis sp. 36 PRJEB53466, 2788 nucleotides. Lineage: Eukaryota; Metazoa; Nematoda; Chromadorea; Rhabditida; Rhabditidae. The record is from the annotation of a GenBank genome assembly.